Ostrinia nubilalis (European corn borer) is the source of this 1140-nucleotide messenger RNA. RefSeq names its product collagenase-like. Lineage: Eukaryota; Metazoa; Arthropoda; Insecta; Lepidoptera; Crambidae. Gene Ontology annotation, biological process: proteolysis. Bases 59 to 1069 code for a protein of 336 amino acids. The record is from RefSeq and is a predicted model, not a curated record. Gene Ontology annotation, molecular function: serine-type endopeptidase activity. The transcript is spliced from 8 exons.
AAGUGCCAAGACCGAAUCCGUCAAAUAUUGCAUCGCAGUAAGAACUUGGUGGCUUAAGAUGGCGGCUGCAUAUGUUUUUGGUUUUAUCCUCGUCUUCGGACUGGUUGGGGCCCUCCACCCAGUCUUGAGAGAUGCUACGCCAGCGUUUGUGGAGGACAUGCGCGGCAGCAGCAGGAUCGUCGCCGGCUGGCCUGCUGCAGACGGGCAGAUCCCCCACCAGAUCAGCCUCCGCAUGGUGAGCGCGGCCGGCGCCGUCUCAUCUUGCGGCGGCUCCGUCAUCCACCACAACUGGGUCAUCACCGCUGCUCACUGCGUGGCCAACCGCAUCACAUUCGUGAUCCGCUUCGGGCUGACCAACCUGACGGAGCCCCAGAUCAUCCUGGAGACGACCCGCAAGUACAUCCACCCGCGCUACAUAGAGAUCCAGGCUGGAGUCCAGACCGAUGACAUCGCUCUACUGGGGGUGGACCAGCACAUUCCUUACGGACCUUACAUCCAGCCCUGCCGCCUGCAGAAUUCGCAGCAGAAGAACCUGGUCUACACUGGAGUUAGAUUCACAGUCAGCGGCUACGGACGCACUGACGACCUGUGGAACGGUGGAGCCGCUUCCGAGAUCCUAUUGUGGGUGCACCUUCGCGGCAUCACCAACGAGGAGUGCCGCCGCUGGUAUGGAGGCAGCUCCAUCGUUCAAGACCAGACCAUCUGCGCUGAGUACUACAAUAAUACCGCUCAGUCUUCCUGCCAGGGUGACAGCGGCGGUCCCCUGACGAAGGUGGACGUGGACGGCCAGCCCACCAUGGUCGGCAUCGUCAGCUUCGGCUCCAGCCAAGGAUGCAACAGCCCUUGGCCUUCAGCGUACGUGCGCCCCGGCCACUACCACGACUGGUAUGUGUCGGUGACCGGCAUCAACUUCGACUGGAGGAACGAGGACCUGCUCCCUCCCGCCUCUUCUGAAGAAGACAGCUCCUCUAACUCAUCCGAUGACUCAUCUGAUGACUCGUCCUCAGACUCCUCCUCGUCAAGUUCCUCCGAGGAAGCAAAGAUGGAGCCCAUCUUCGUCAAUGCUUAGUUUUAAACUUGUAAUUGUCAACCAGUGAGAGAUUAAGAAUCGGCAAUAAAUCCAAUACAUUUUGGACACAA